This is a messenger RNA of Hippocampus comes (tiger tail seahorse), 1287 nucleotides long. It is a transcript of the gene cunh9orf85, whose product is annotated as chromosome unknown C9orf85 homolog. The record is from RefSeq and is a predicted model, not a curated record. NCBI's taxonomy places the organism in Eukaryota, Metazoa, Chordata, Actinopteri, Syngnathiformes, Syngnathidae. The coding region runs from base 96 to 596 and encodes 166 amino acids. The transcript has 4 exons.
AGGGGAAACUACUUCCGGGUCAGGUUUUCCUUCUCGUGUAGCACGGUGGUAACAUUAUACCAUGUGUGAACUAGUAACACCGAAUUAAUCUCAUUAUGAGUUCGCAGAGGGGUAACACGUCUCGUUCGCGAGGCCAGAAGUACCAAAACACCAUCGCCUUCAAAAACGACAAAUAUGGAGCGAGUGUACAAGUAAAGAAAGCAAAUUCCAAGAUCCACGAUGGACUCUGUCAACACUGCAAGGAUGUUCUUGAGUGGAAAGUCAAGUACAACAAAUAUAAAUCUCUAACACAGCCCCGGAAAUGUGUCAAGUGUUCUCAGAAGACUGUGAAGGAUGCUUAUCAUGUCAUUUGUAAGCCCUGCUCUCUUCAGCUGGAAAUAUGCUGCAAAUGUGGGAAAAAGGAGGACAUUGUCAUCCCAGUGAACUCUCAUCUGGACCAAAAAGAAGAGGACACGGGUAGCAAAAACAAAGGCAAAAAGUGCACGAAGGACAUAGAGAACUUGGACAGUGAUGAUGACUUUGAUGAUGAUGAUCAUCAUCAUCAUGAAAAGGAGGACUUCAGUGACCUUGAGGACAAAGAAGAUGAAGAUAGUUAAUCAGUACCCGAAAAUGACACAGAGCAAGUCGCCUUCACUUCCCGAUGUGUCCCGGGUUUAAAAGGUGGAGACCUUAUAAACCCUGUAUUGAAGUUCAAACACAGCCAUCAAAUAUUCACACCAUCUUAUCACGGCUCGCUUGCACAACACACCGGUUCUCAUUUUUCUUACAUUUGUUUUAUGCUGUCGUUUGCGUUUUGGCAACGUUAGCGUGCCGCAGAUCUAGCGCUCUUGAUCGUUGAUCAUGUGUCAUUGAUGCAACUAUCACAGGAGUUCAUGCUUUUCCUUCCUCAAGGGCGAGUCACUGCGCUCACAAGACUAACUUAAAUAGCAUUUGAUAUCCCUCAGACAAUGCUUUUGCCUGUUAUGACAAUGAUCACAUGUUGAUCUGCAUCAAAGUUGUUCAAAUCCACGGGCCAUCAACCGUUUUGAAACUGAGAGCUCCUUCUUUGCUUCUGAUGAAUGCAAAGGGUUACCAGUUUGAUACACCCUUCUGAAAUAAUGCUCAAAUGAUCUUUCAUGAUGUUAUGUUCAGACACUGAUCCCGUUAUCAAUUUCUCACAAUGACGUAUCAAGGUCGGAAACAGAUGGAUAUCAAUAGGCAACAUUUUAUUUCCAUGAUGGUGACCCCUGUUCAACCCAGUGCUAAUAUUUGAGCCUAUUUGUACUAAACCUUGGUUAAGUUACAUAA